Thermochaetoides thermophila DSM 1495 is the source of this 1347-nucleotide messenger RNA. RefSeq lists its product as uncharacterized. The record is from RefSeq and is a predicted model, not a curated record. NCBI's taxonomy places the organism in Eukaryota, Fungi, Ascomycota, Sordariomycetes, Sordariales, Chaetomiaceae. Bases 1 to 1347 code for a protein of 448 amino acids. The transcript is spliced from 3 exons.
AUGCGCGUCUUUCUGGUUCAGACGGCUCAGGGACUGACUCCCUCUUCGGGGGGAUACAAGGCCAAUGUCAACCUCCUCCGUGCUCUCAGCAGCCAGGGCCACACUACCGCCCAGAUUUGCUAUGGCGCUGAGCCCGAGAUCGACGAGUAUGCAACGCGUUCCACCAUCUACGGACCCAGUGUUAUCAGCGACUUGGAUGUCGACGUGAUCAAGGUCACCGAUAUUCGUAAUGUCGAGCAUGAGAUCAAGGUCAACACCUUCACCGACGAGUAUGGCGUCUUCAACAUUUGCUUCGACUUGAACAUCACUGGGCGUAUGAAGGCCCUCAUCGAUUUCUAUUCGUCUUGGAUUUCCCGUUUCCAACCGACCCAUGUUGUUUUCAAUGAUCCCACGACUAUGAAGAUAACAGAGACUCACCCUCUCCGCCAUACCUUCAAACGGAUCAACAUCAUUCACACGGCUGAGCAAUUGCCUUUCGGCCCCUUUGUCAAUGGCGUUGCCGGUCAUUGCCUGGCGCCGAAGGCUGAGGAUCGCUUGCUGCGAGGUCUGGAUGGAAUUUGGACGGUUUCUAAGGCCAUCCACGACUAUGCUUGGACUCAUGGCAAGCUCAAAACCACUUUCCUAAUUCACCCUUCCCGCACCUAUCUGGAUCACAAGACUGGCCAGAUGCCGAUGGCCCGCAACAACGUCGACAAGGAUGAGAUCGGCAUGGUUAACCCUUGCCCUCACAAGGGUAUCUCCAUCUUGCUUGCCCUUGCCAAGCGCUUCCCUCAUCUCAAGUUUGUUACCUGGAAAAGCUGGGGCACCUCUCGCGACCACCUCGCUGAGUUGCUUGCUCUUCCUAACAUUCGUGUUGAGAGCACCACCGAGGACAUGGAUGAGGUCUGGGACCGCAUCAAGGUUUUGCUUGCUCCCUCUUUGUGGUUAGAGGCCUGGGGCAUUGUGGUCACUGAAGCCCAGCUCCGCGGCAUUCCCGUCAUUGCAUCUAAUGCUGGCGGCCUGGCCGAGGCCAAAAUCGGUCUGCCUUACUGCAUCCCAGUUAAGAUUGUCACUGGCGAGCGUCAUCCCAAUGGUGACUACAUUGUAGCUGAGCAGGAUAUUGACCCCUGGGCUGAGGCUCUUGAGACGCUCAUGACCGACCGCACAGCCUAUGAGGCACUCGCGAAGCUUACUGCUAUCAAGGCUGCUGAGUGGCUACGGUCUCUUGACGAUCGUGCCCAUGAGAAGUGGUUCCUGUCUAUGAUGGACGACAACAAGAUCAACGGUACGAAGGCUCUUGCUGAGGAUGACCUUGAGGACACCAAUGACGAGCAGGCUUUGCAGUGUGCCGUAAAGCAGGAGGCCUGA